CUUCACUGAAGGGAACAUGUACUUUGCACUUUGGUUAAAUUCUCACUUAGAUUUAAAUUCCUAAAUCUUUCUUAGGAAAUUAAGCUUCCUUUGAUCUUCUCUCUUCUGAAUUUCAGAAAUCAGAUAAAACUCCCUGGUAAAAUGACUGAAAAACCUAUUAAAAAGAUUGCUAUCUUUGGAGGAACUCAUGGGAAUGAGCUAACAGGAGUAUUCCUAGUUCAGCACUGGCUACAGGAUGGCACUGAGAUUCAGAGAACAGGACUGGAAGUAAAACCAUUUAUUACCAACCCAAGAGCAGUGAAGAAGUGUCUGAGAUAUAUUGACUGUGACCUGAAUCGUGUUUUUGACUUUGAAAAUCUUGGCAGCAAAAAGAUGUCAGAGGAUUUGCCAUAUGAAGUGAGAAGGGCUCAAGAAAUAAAUCAUUUAUUUGGUCCAAAAAAUAGUGAAGAUUCCUAUGACGUUAUUUUUGACCUUCAUAAUACUACUUCUAAUAUGGGGUGCACUCUUAUUCUUGAAGAUUCCAAGAAUGACUUUUUAAUUCAGAUGUUUCAUUAUAUUAAGACUUCUUUGGCUCCAUUACCCUGCUAUGUUUACCUUAUUGAACAUCCUUCCCUCAAAUAUGCAACCACUCGUUCUAUCGCCAAAUAUCCUGUGGGUAUAGAAGUUGGCCCUCAGCCUCAAGGUGUUCUGAGAGCUGAUAUUUUGGAUCAAAUGAGAAAAAUAAUUAAACAUGCUCUUGAUUUUAUACAUCAUUUCAAUCAAGGAAAAGAAUUUCCUCCCUGUGCUAUUGAGGCCUAUAAAAUUAUGGAGAAAGUUGACUUUCCCAGGAAUGGAAAUGGAGAAAUUACUGCUAUUAUCCAUCCUAACCUGCAGGUAUCGAUGACAAAUCCAGAACUGGUAUUCUUUGCAACAGGCACAUUGCUGCCACCUCCCUGUGAUCAAUACCUUGACUUGGAAUGCCUCACCUCUAGUUCCAUACACACACGUACUUCUAUAGCUGCCCUGUGGAGAGCCCACCCCACCUCCCUGCACCUCCCUCUUGCUUUCACCUUCCCAUGCCCCACCUCUGUCCCGUGUUCCCAUCAAGGAGCAAUGGUGCCUGGUGUGGCUUGGAGCUGGGCAUUGAGGGAGGAGCUGUAUUUCUGAAUCCUCAGAUUCCUAACUGGCAAGCUGAGUUUAGGGCUGGGACUAAAGCUGUGCUAACCAAGGGACAAGCAGAAUCUGGAGGGGAAGACUGUAAGGAAGCUGCAGGUGUGUGAGCAUUAGAGUUGAUCACAAUCAUUCAUCUCUAAAUUCAUCUGCUGCCGAUGCGCCAGCCUCUCCAGAGCUCCCACCCUAAAGAGGCAACUUACAGGUUACAAGUGGCCUGGGUGUGUGAAAAUAAUAUUAAUUACCAGGAGUAGAGCAUUUGACAGCAGGUCAAGAGGUCCUCAGUUCAAAUAUGGGUGCCCCCUACUCACUCCUCAUUUUGACCUUUUAAAAAGUCUCUGAAUUUUAACUUCUUUAGUAAACAGCAGGGUUAGCAUUUCUUUCUGGAGCCAGAAAAUAAUAAGACUUUUUUUAUGGUGACUCUUCACCCCGGUCUUAAUUAGAAUCACCUGAAGAGUCUAUAGAACGGCUAUUUCUCAGGUCCUACCUCAGGACAAACAAAUCAGAACAUGUGGGAUGAGUCCCAGGCCCAGUAAAACCUCUCAGAUGCUUCUAGACUGCAGCUGAGACUGAGAGCCAGCUGUGCAGAGCACUCCUCUUACAGUCCUGACCUUCUGCACCAUCAGCACCACCUCUGGCUUUGCCAGGAACUAUCCAUGCCAGGCGUUCCAACCUGCCACUGUGUAUUCUGGAACCAUUUAGGGGUGGGACCAUGGAAUUGGGAUUUUUUUAAAAUACUCCCCAGGUAGUUUUCAUAUGUCCUGAGUUUGAGAAGCACCGAUUUGGUAAGAUUGUUUUGGGUUCCAGGAAUUCAGGGAGACAGUCCCCUAAGUAAUUCCAUUGAGCAUCCCUGAUGAAGAACUGCCGCCCUUAGAACAAAAAUCUAGACUGAGGACCAGGUCGCUGCCAAUGACUCUGGCUUCAGGGCCACUGUCCUCUCUGCUCAGCCCUGCACUGCACUAACAAGGCUACUCUUGCUGUUUCUCAAACUAAGUUUGUUCCAGCCCCAGGAAAUUUGCCUUUGUUUUCACUGUGGCUGAUUCUCACCGCUCUAGUUGCAGCUUGAGUGCCAUCAUCUCAGGGACCGCUAUUUCUGAUCACUCCAUCUAACUGGAGCCCUUUGUUACCCUCUGCUAUAUUUUUCUGAUAUUUCUUUGAUAACACUUCAUACAGUUUAAAAUGGGCUUGAUCCCUGGUACCAAAAUAAAAUGGGCUGAUAUAUAUUUAUAUAUAAUUUAUUUAAUCAGUAUAUGUAACUUUCUUAACUAGUGUUGGAGCUCCAUGAGGGACUUUGCCUGUCUUGAAACUCAGGGCUCAGAACAGGCUUACUAGUUAUUCAAAUAUACUGAGAUAACCAACCAGUCAGUCUCUCCUGUAGAAUAUGAGCCACUCCUUAUUGUCUGCCACAUCCAAACUAUCUUUUCUUAACUUCCAGCACCUACUACCCACAUUGCCUUUUACUAAUCUCAUUCAUCUCACAUCUCAGCCUCCCCAAGAUUAUUUUUAUACUCCUAAACUUUUAAAAAUCCCAAGUGUUUUAGCCUUAAAUGUCUUGUAGUUGACAUCUCUGCCAUAUACAGUGCUCUCUUCCUUUCUCUCCUCUAGUCUUUAUCUUCCCCUUAAAGUGCAACCUAAGGCCCCUUUUGGUUUCCACCUGGAUGCCGUUAAGCCACAAAGCCAGCUUUGCUCCACUAGCCUGUAUUUGUGGGCAGGGUGCUUUAUUAAGUUGAGAGUUUGAGUGACUAUUAGAGUCAUUAAACAGAGAUUUGAAGUGGAUCAGUGGUUUUCAGCCAUGAUUGCUCAAGUCAAUUGAGAUCUGAUUAUCUCAGAGUGGAC
Molecule: messenger RNA, 2985 nt
Organism: Fukomys damarensis (Damara mole-rat)
Lineage: Eukaryota; Metazoa; Chordata; Mammalia; Rodentia; Bathyergidae
Gene: Aspa
Product: aspartoacylase
Exons: 6
Coding region: 142-1146 (334 amino acids)
Molecular function (GO): hydrolase activity, acting on carbon-nitrogen (but not peptide) bonds, in linear amides; hydrolase activity, acting on ester bonds
Source: RefSeq, a predicted model, not a curated record